This is a messenger RNA of Pogonomyrmex barbatus (red harvester ant), 1796 nucleotides long. Its product is annotated as pinin-like. The record is from RefSeq and is a predicted model, not a curated record. Lineage: Eukaryota; Metazoa; Arthropoda; Insecta; Hymenoptera; Formicidae.
CCUAUGUGCGUGCGCGCGUGUGUGUCAUCGUAAACAUGUGUGUUCUGUGUGUGUGUGCACCGAGCGUGCGGCGGUGAGAGAGUCGACGAAAGAACAAAGGUAGAGUGGAAAAGAAAGACCCGCCGCGCGGUCCUACGGCAUAGAUUGGCUGAGGACGGCGGCAGCGCGAGAGAACGGCGUUGUGAGAGAGAAGUGGUGUAGUGGGUACGCGUGAACGGACCCCCGGUGCGUUAAGGAGAGUAGCCCCGCGUCAACACGGGCGACGCGGCGGCCGGACACGGACGCGUCGACGGGCCUGUCCCCCGAGGAAGGGACCGUCGCGCGCAACGCGAUCAAUUUUCGUUGCGGCGCGCGGGCGGCUCAGACCAUAGGACGGACGCGAGACGAAAUGACGAGGCAACGGAGAUACCGAUAACCGGCUGAAUAAUGUUGUCACAGAGCAAGUUUUACGCUCUCUUCAUCCACUACACGUUCGUGUAGCGCGACACGGGGCGGGUCCUUGCCGCUGCGGUGAAGAAUAGAGAAGGAGGAGAAGGAGAAGGAGAAGGAGAAGGAAUAAGAGAGGAAGAAGAAGGAAGAGAUAGAAGAGGAGAAAGAAGAACAAGAAAAGGAAUAAAAAGUGCUAAUAGUGAGGAAGAAUAGAAACGAAGUUGUAGAAAAAAAAAAAGUGAACGAGGGAAAAUCGAAACGGAAGAGCGCCUCUCUCUCGUACAACCGUGGUCGCCAUCGUCGCCCGAGAGCCGAGGGGAAAGAAAAAGAAGAAAGGAGCGGAAGAAAACCGAAUUCGUGGCGUAACGAAAGGAACGAAGAGGGGCCGUACACGCGUGUACACACGGCGGCCACACACGCGUAUAUGCAGGUGGACAUCGCGCGAGGCGGUAUAUCCCGAGUAAACGUCACACGUCUCGUCGGUCGUUCUUCUUCUAUCUCGUCGUCAGUGUGAAAGUGUUAUACUUAGUGUGUCGUCUCACGGUGCUCGGUUGUGCUACCCUUACAUCUCGAGCAAGGCCCGCGGAGGUAUCCCAGAACCCGCCCCCGCCCCCGCGCCCUCCCUCUUUCCGCUCGACGUCGCAGUGCCUCUCUUCUCUCCAUAUCGCUACGUCGCGCUUCUCUUUUACGUUCGCAGCGGUGACUAUCUACGCUGGAGAGUGUUCAACCUCCUCAACCAUAAAAAUCGACCGACUCGAAGACUAGACUAUGUUAUUUCGGAUAACGGAUUGAUCGCACCCGUCGCUUCAUUUACACGUCGGACAUGAAAAAUCUUGGUUCGCGUUGGACGGUCCCCGACAUAGCACGCACUGCCGCAGCGCGUUCGUCAUUUCUCGUCGCCAUUUCGUUGGAACGAGAUUCAGGUAGCAGCAGCAGCAGCAGCAGCAGCAGCAGCAAGAGCAGUAUCCGCAACAACAGGAACAAAAUUAGAAGUAGCGGUAGCACCAGCGAUAACAACGGCAUCAGCAGCAAUAGCAGCAUCAGCAACAGCAGCAACAGCAGCAGCAGCAGUACUCGCGUGACGGCGAUCGACAAGAAGAGAGAGAGCAAGAACAGCGGCAGAUCGGCAAUCGACGUGCUGCACGGAUCGCCCUUAUCCGUCCGACCGUACGUAACGGCGUCGUGUGACCGCAUCGUCGGCACGACGCACCCGGAAUCGACGACGCCCAGGAACCGGCCGGUAGCCGGCAAGUCGCGCCGCUUUCAGCACCGGACCCGUCGUCCCCAUCAGCCGCAGCAGCAACUUUACUACCCCCCCGCGUCGUGGGACACGCGCACACUACACUUCAGGAAUUGUUAGCACCGAU